Molecule: messenger RNA, 1048 nt
Organism: Paramecium pentaurelia
Lineage: Eukaryota; Ciliophora; Oligohymenophorea; Peniculida; Parameciidae
Source: the annotation of a GenBank genome assembly
AUGAAAUAACAUAGCCCUUAGAAUUUAUAAUAAAUUCAAAUCGAUAAAAUAUAGAUAUUGACAGAUAUUGAUAAAACUCAUUAAUCGACAGUAAUCAUAAAUCUAAUCAAAUACGAAUCACAAAUAAUGGUCUAAAAAGUAAAUUUUUAAAAAUGAUAAAAAAGAGUAUAUUACUCAGUUCUUUACAGACUUAAAAAUAGAUUGAGCAUUUACAUAAUGAAAAAUAAGCUUUACAUGAACUUAAUUAUCCAUCAAUUAAUAAAAUGUAAUAAACUCUAGAUUACUAUAUCCUAGUAUUGCUACCAAUAAGGAUGACUUAAAUAUUCAUUUAUUUUUGAAAUUUGAGAAAGGAAUGCCUUUACAUAAAUUAUUAAGAAACGUAGGCAAACUUAAUACAAAAUUCUCUACUUUAUUUUUUAUUCAAAUAUUGAUAACUUUUAACUAUCUUCAUGAAAAUGGUUGGCUUUAUAGGGAUUUAAAAGCUUCUAAUGUUAUCAUCACUUAAGAGUUUAGAAUUAAACUUAUUGAUUUUGGAUUGGCUAAAAAAAUUGAGAAGGGGAGAACUUCUACAUUUUGUGGUACAAUUCAUUCAAUGCCACCUGAGGUCAUAAAAAAUGAUGGAUAUGAAUAUGAUUAUUCUUUUGAUGUCUACACAAUAGGCAUUCUAUUUUAUGAGAUGUUAGUAGGAAAACCUCCUUUUGGAUUGAAUGAAUAAGGCAUUGAAUAAAAAAUUUUAGAAGGAAUCAAUGAAGAUUAGUUAUCUGCAAUAUAGGAUAUCAAAAUUAGAGAAAUACUAAAGAACCUUUUAUCUCAAAAUCCAGAAUAAAGACUAAGUUGUUAAUAGCUCUUGUAAGAAGAUUUUAUAAUAUAAAAUAAUUAUAUUGGGAUUUUAAAAUUUAUGGAAAAUGAAGAAGCAAGUUUGGAUGGUUACAAGUCUGAUUUAUAUGAUGAAGAGAUAUGUAAUUGUAAAUUUGUAUAAAUAGAUUUAUAUUGUACAUAAUUUGCCUUUGAAGAAAACGAUAGUGAUAAUGAUGACUUUCAGUUUUGA